Messenger RNA from Amoebophrya sp. A120, 1541 nucleotides. The record is from the annotation of a GenBank genome assembly. Lineage: Eukaryota; Dinophyceae; Syndiniales; Amoebophryaceae.
CUGUCCGCCUGCAGUGCCUUCGACGCGGAAAAUUACCUAGCAAGCGCGAACGGUCACCGUGCCUCGCACAACCUGUUCGUCCUUCCGAACGAGGGAGCAGAGGUGCUUUUCGAUCCUUCGGUGGGUCGGUUUCGCGGGGGGCUUGCCUUCACCGUGAGCAUUCGGACGCACACGAAGAUUCCGCUGACGAACUUCUGGAAGAAGUACUUACCCAAGACGGUUCUUGACAACGGAUUGGUUCCCCUGCAAAUUAUGCCCGAGCGCGAUCUCUACCACCCGAUCCAGUAUUCGUCUCCGCCGAAUCCGAAGCGAAACAAGGGCGAACACGUCGAUCCGCUAUCAGCUGCAACCAAGUUUGUCGACCUGCAUUCGAGGGAACCACGGAUUCGUGCUCUCAUGCGAGCAUGGAGAAAUCGUAGAAAGCAAGAGGUAAUUCCAGCAGAAGAUGAUUUUUAGUAUUUUUCUUUGCAUGUUGGUGCGCGUAUCCGCAUCAUGAUCCUGUUUUUGAUAUGCGUCGCUGAUCUGUUUAUAAAAUUCUUGUCUUCACAUUCAUGGACACUUCAGGAGGAGUUGGCGCGUCAGAAGCUGAACGGGCGGCUUUCACAACGCAUGAGCCUCCGGGAGUUUUUUCUGAAUCAACUUCAUGUUUCCGAGGAAUGGUUUGACCUUGUCACGGAGCGGUUAUUCCUGGUCGCGUCAGAACUUUCCGAGGUCCUGGAUCUGGAGAAGGUCAUGAAGCUACUGGCGGCCGAUGACUUUCCCGCGGUUUGCUUGCGAAUUUUUCCUGCAUUUUGCCGGAUCGUCAAGCUGCACCGGGAAGCACCACCGGAUUACCACGAAGUGCGGUACCAUGCGGUCAUGCUGGAAGACGCGGUGUGCUCAAUCAUCACCGCUGCGAGAUUGUUUCCGGAGAUCCAAAGACUCUUGCCGGGCUCCCUCGACGACAACAAGCUCAGUGCAUGGCUGGAACAGGAAGAAGUGGUGGUGAAGUGGCUCCAAAGUAGUAGUGGUCGGAGACUGCCCGCUUUUCCGAUGCCCGAGUACGUCAGGGAUACGGCAGACGAAAAUCCGCCGGGGCACAAGUACGAAAUUGUAAAAGAAGACUUUCGACGACAUGCAAUUCUGGAAGAUGCUCGUGGAACCCCGUUUGUCGCGGAAUAAUCGGACGUGGUCAAUGCGAUGGAGCAGGCAGCUAGGUUUUGGAUUUUGGAAGAAUGGAAAACGCUUUUGGUAGUCGUAGAGUGUUUAUUGCUGUAAUUUUUUGGCAAAAUGAAAAUGUUGAACUGGUAUUGGAAUACUUAUAAUAUGUUGCUGUAGUCCUAGUCGUGGUGAACACACGAUGACAGUGAAGACGAUUCAGUAAGGUAUCUCCUGCUUGUACGAUGAGGUAGGGCCGACGCACCUGUCAGAAGGAAAAGCGUCGACACACGGAACUACCUCCUGAUCAAGAUUUCGUCAGUGAUUGUUUCGUUUCCGCAGUAUGAAAUGAAAAAGUGGAAGAUUUUGAUUUGUCCAAACGCGAAGAUUUCGCGCUGGCAGCC